AUGGGAGUGCUGCGGUGGCCAAAAAAGGCUAUCGUGAACAAAUUAAUUAAAGAUGAAAACUCGAGACCGGGUGCGGACUGGACAUCAAUGAGCUGCACCUUAAAAAGGAACGAUUUAAGAUCAUACAAAGAAGCCGACGACGAGCUAUCCAACAUGGAAAGAAACACAGAUACAGAGGUCGAGGAGGCUGGUGGUGACGUGAACAUGGGCUUAACGAGACAACUAAUAAAUUUCGACGAGUUAGCUGAGAACUUGAGAAGUCUAUACUCUAUUCCUCAUAACAGCACUAGUGUCGUUAUAGUCACAUUACGAUACUGCCAGCAGCCACAGACUUCUAAAUCUAGGUUAAACUUAGGUCAAGGAUUAAGCGCUCAAUUCUAA
Molecule: messenger RNA, 381 nt
Organism: Diatraea saccharalis (sugarcane borer)
Lineage: Eukaryota; Metazoa; Arthropoda; Insecta; Lepidoptera; Crambidae
Source: the annotation of a GenBank genome assembly